Molecule: messenger RNA, 2199 nt
Organism: Plasmodium cynomolgi strain B
Lineage: Eukaryota; Apicomplexa; Aconoidasida; Haemosporida; Plasmodiidae
Exons: 1
Source: RefSeq, a predicted model, not a curated record
UACCACUUGUUACUGCUUCGUCGAAACGGUUUUCCCGCCCAAUGUUGCAAUGAAAAAUUGUAACAGAGAGACCAAGUUGAUUUACAGAACGUUGAGCGACAAAUUUUUUGUCAUCAACAAACCUGUAAACUGGACAUUAACGAGAAAAAAAACGAAACGAGCGGAGGAGGGGGGAGGAGGGGGAUUGGCUCCAACUGGUAAGCCCUCUCCCUUGUUAAGUAAAAACAAUGACGUAGCAAAAUCGGUGGAACAAACAGACUACCCAAAUGACAAACAGAGAAGUAACAUGUACAAGAAAAAACACUUUCUUAGUCAGAUGAAGAACCUAAGUAGCGCUGAAAAAAAUGCAUUCCUUUACACAAAUUCUGCCUUAUACCUCUACAACGACUUCAAUUUCAAUCUGAGUGGAAACUCCCCCACAGAGAAUAACCAUAGAGAUAAAUUUGCGCAGAAAUAUUACGUAGAGUCCCUGCUAAAAUGUGAGACGAACGGGGCUGUGUACUACCCGUAUAAGCUUCCCAUAUACAUGAGUGGUCUUGUCAUAUGUUGUCGAGAUUUACUCAUUUAUAAGAAAUUUUUGCAGAUGAUUAAGGAAAAUAAGCUAGUGCGAAAGUACAGAUGUUUGGUGCAUGACCCGUUCGUCUUUGUUGAGAAUAACAAAGUGAAUUUUUUUCGAGAGGGAGGGUAUAUCUAUCGGAACCACAGGGGUGUGAUUCCCCAUGUGAGGGAGACAUCAAACACACAUCCUCAUUAUGCAUACACAAGCACGAAGGAUGAGGAAAACAAAACUGAUCGAAGAAAAGCUACCCUCUUUUUACGAUCCCUACAAGCACAAAAAGAAGCGAGUGAUAUGUUUCCGUAUCAUAAUUUUUUUGCGGACAAUCCGUAUUCCUCCAGCUACUGCUAUCACUUGGCCGACUUAACGAUCGAUGAAUGGAAAGGGAGAGUAUAUCCCACGUCGUGUAGAAUAAACAAAGAGGGGAACAACAAACAUAGAAGUAACACACCUCACAGGGGGGGAAGAUACACAGCUAGAGAAGAAAAGACCCUCAAUUUGGACCACUUCGUUUCUGCCUUUUUGAGAAAAAGUCCCCCAGUGAAGAGCCUCAAUCGUUUAUUGUCCAACCUCCUCCACAGCAAUGGCACAACGAUGAAUCAAAACGACGAAUACGAUUUAGGACGCGAUAAUGAAUUCCGAGUGUGGCCCCCUGUUGGGAAGAAGGAGCAGGAGAAACAUAAACGUAGUGACCCAAUUGUGAGCCGAACAAAUGGUAACCACUUACUUUACGAUGUAGAGAUCCAAAACGGAUAUCUAUCCAAAGAUGGAAAGAUGAAAUUCCCCUUAUCUCUGUACUUUAACGAAGGGAAUUUUUUUACCUUUGACAAAGACUUCGAAGAUAGCUCCGUUCCUAUCUCUAUGAUUUAUAGAAUGGAGAAUUAUAGAGACUACUUGAGGAGGUAUUCAAAAACGUUGUUGAAGAAGGAUCAGGGGAGGGUAGUAAAUAUGACCCUGGAUAAAAAUUGCAACGUUUGUAUUAUCGAGUUUGUCCUUCUAGAUAACCCUAAGCCUGAUUUGAUUAGAUUUUUCUUUAGUGAACUGAACACUCCCAUAAUUAAUGACAGUAUAUUUGACAGGAAUUCGUUCAAACGGGAUAUAAUUGGUGAAGUGAUUUUGGAGCAGCUGGAGGACAGCCACGCGGAAUCUUCGCCACGUGUGGGGGGUUCUCCGCUCUUCGAUGUGGCUACCCAUUUGGGUGUUGGAGUGGAGCAAGUGGAUGGCGUGGAGCAAGUUGAUCGUGUAGAGCACGUGGAUGGUGUGCAAUCCACCACCUGGGGACUUCAAACGCGUGAAAGGAAAAUUAAAGAGUAUUUGCUUAAAGCGAGGGACCCCCACGUUAACGCUUUCACCAUCCCUGGAGUGGGGGUGGCUUCGCGGGGCUCCGAGCAGGAAGUACAGAAAGUACAGAAAGUACAGAAAGUACAGAAAGUAAAUCCAAGUAAUUUCAUCAUACAGGAGAGGCGUCCAAGUGGUAGACACGACGAAGGGGGGCACAACUGCCCACAGAGCAGCGGCGAAGAAAUGAAACUUUCCAAUAAAAACACGAACCUCUGUCUCGAACUAUUUCAGCUGCAGUUUUUGGAUCCAAUCAGCGGGGAUCACGUGAAGAUAGAAAAUUCUUUACCCAGCGCCUGGCUUUA